Messenger RNA from Penicillium griseofulvum, 1347 nucleotides. RefSeq names its product cytochrome P450. The coding region runs from base 1 to 1347 and encodes 448 amino acids. The transcript is spliced from 7 exons. NCBI's taxonomy places the organism in Eukaryota, Fungi, Ascomycota, Eurotiomycetes, Eurotiales, Aspergillaceae. The record is from RefSeq and is a predicted model, not a curated record. Gene Ontology annotation, molecular function: monooxygenase activity; oxidoreductase activity, acting on paired donors, with incorporation or reduction of molecular oxygen; heme binding.
AUGGGAGCAUUGGUUUCUGAUACAGGAUUGUCAGGUCCCAUCAGUUCACUUGUCACAAUAGGACAAACCGUCAUAAUUCUCAACAAGCCGGAGGUGGCAUUUGAUCUGAUGGAGAAGCGAUCGGCCAUUCACUCAUCACGGCCACAGGGUGUGUUUAGUGCUGACUUAGUCAACUGGAAGCGCGCGGUGACCAUCAGCGGCGAUGCAUCUAUGGUUCGUACACACCGAAAAUACAUAACGAACUUACUAGGAUCAAAAAAUGCCAUCUCAACCCUACAUCCUCAGCUUGACCUCGGGGCCAGGCAAUUCUUAUUGCAAACGCUUCAGCGCCCAGACUCUCUAAUUGAGAAUAUUCGACGUAUUACUGGAGCGAAGAUACUAGACAUAGUCUAUGGGUACAAGGUCGCGCCGUCUGGACCAGAUUCUCUCGUCGAUAUGGCCGAGCGUUCUGGCAUUCAAUUCUCCAGCGCAGUACAGCCUGGAAUGUGGGCUGUUGACAGUGUCCCUAUAUCGGAAAAGCCUUAUGCAUUCGUCCUUCACCAACGAAGCAAGGGAAAGGGCGUGGAUUCAUAUGUCUCCAGGCAUUUGGACGCACUGGGUAGACCUGUCACACCGGAGGAGGAAUCUGUGAUUAAAUGGACAGCAGCCAUCAUAUAUGGCGCUGGUGCAGAUACCACCGUCUCGGCACUGUCAACUUUCUUUCUUGCCAUGGCCAAAUUUCCAGAUAUCCAGCGCCAUGCCCAGGCGGAGCUCGAUCUCAUGGUAGGGUCAAGACUUCCCACAAUGGCCGACCGUCCGAAUCUUCCGUAUGUGGACGCUCUCAUGAAGGAGGUUAUGCGUUGGCAUCCUGUUGCGCCUUUAGCGGUUCCACAUAUGUCCACAGAAGAUGAUGAAUACUGUGGCUAUCGCAUUCCAAAGGGGGCGGUUUUGAUUGCAAACAUCUGGUCAUUUACACACGAUCCAGAAAUUUAUAAUGAACCGAUGUCAUUCAAUCCUGAUCGAUUCUUGCAACACGAGAAUGGCAUUGCUCCCGAGUGCGAUCCUCAAAAGUUUGUCUUUGGAUUCGGGCGCCGGAUCUGUCCUGGUCGUUUUCUCGCCGAGGCAAGCCUCUUUCUCACUAUUGCAAAGUCACUCUCAGUUUUCGAUAUUACGAAAGGCCUCGGAGUGGAUGGCAAGGAGAUGGAUCUCCCAGCUGAGUUCUCAACUGGUGUUAUCAGCCACCCAUCCCCAUUCCGUAUCCAGGUUCGACCUCGCAGUGAACACGCCCAGGUGCUAAUUAGGUCCGUUGAGGCGGAGGAACCGUGGUUGAAGGGGGAUUCGGAGGUGUUUGAUGAUAUUAAGUUGUAA